AUUGAUAGCAAUCGUAGUAUCCAGGCGUACUGUCUUCUUUCAGCUUGCUAAUUCUCGUCGUAAACUCUAUUCUUUUAUUUGUCUUUCGUUCUUUCUCGAUUACCCAGCAAGUUUUGGUUAUCGAGAGAGAAUUCUUUGUUCUCUUAUUCCAACUCUUUCUCCUUCUCUUUAUAGCUCGAGCUGGAAUUCUGUUUGUCACAAUAACUUAUUUAUUUUCCUGCUUUUUUGCUCGGCAAGCAUAUAUCUGCUGUGUUGUUCUGUCUUUUUCACAUACCAUAAGCUACAGGAAUCCAACAAAACAAGGGACAGGGUAAUAUCUAUUUGAUUAUUUAUUCUACGUCGGUGAUUAUAUUGCUUAACAGGGUGUGUAUUUUAAUUGUUUUGCGGCAAACAGGAGCACUUUCAUUUCUUUAAGAAACGUUCGGGUUUUGACUGGGCGAACAAACGAAAAUCCAAAUUUACAUUUUCAUAGAAAGAACGGUUCCUUGAUGAGUUCUAUGACUUCCUUGAGCUCUAUGAGUACGAAUGCUGUGACAUAUCAGCCUCCGUGGAGAAGAAUUCGCUUCGUCGGAAUUGCUGGUCCAUCAGGAAGUGGAAAAACUUCUGUAGCUCAGUCAAUUGUUAAGUCUUUAAACCAGCCGAAUGUUGUUAUCCUGUCCCUUGAUUCCUUUUACAAGCCUCUGACCCCUGAACAGCGUCAGCAGGCGCUGCAAAACAACUAUGAUUUUGACAAACCCGAGUCUAUUGACUGGGAUUUGCUUUAUGAGAAGCUUGUCGAGAUCAAAGCUGGUCGGAAGGUUGAGAUUCCUGUGUACAGUUUCAUUGAGCACAAUCGCUUAAAUGAGACCAUUACUGUGUAUGGAGCUAGCAUCAUUAUUGUUGAGGGAAUUUUUGCUUUAUUUAAUGAAAAUAUCCGCAGCCUAUUUGAUGUUUCCAUCUUCCUGGACACAGACCCGGACGUUUGUUUGUCCCGCAGAUUAAGUCGAGACAUUACCUACAGAGGUCGUGACAUACUGGGUGUGCUGCAGCAGUAUUCUCGCUUCGUGAAGCCUAGUUAUGACACGUAUGUUCGUACGCAAGCCAAGUAUACGGACAUUAUCGUUCCUCGCGGUCGCGACAACAAGACUGCCUUGAAUAUGGUGUACAACUAUAUUAUUCGAACACUGUCGCACCAAAGCUCUGGCCAUAUGCGCAACUUGAGUACGUUGCAGGCAAUGGCGCCUACGAUCAACGACAUAACUUUGAAUAUCAUUGAGUUACGAAAGACGCCCGAACUCGAAGCUAUCAAGACAAUUUUGUUAGACAAAUCUACGGACUCUGACUCUGUACAAUUCUAUCUUAGUCGUAUUGGUUCUAUGUUGAUGAGUCUUAUGAGCGAUUGUUUGGCGUUCGAAGAAACAGAAGUGACGCUGCACAGUGGCUCCAAGUGGACUGGUCUGAAACUGGCCAAACAGAUUUGCGGUGUUUCCAUUCUGCGGUCAGGAGGCACCUUGGAAGCAGCUCUUCUGAGACAGUACACAGAUGUGAGAAUGGGCAAGAUUCUCGUACAAAUUCAUGGUGAGACUGGUGAGCCGAGCUUGAAGUUCUACAAAUUCCCGCAUGGUAUUGCUGCCAUGGAUGUUGUCCUUAUGGCGGCCGCCCUGCGUGAUGAAGCGAAUGUGCUUAUGGCACUUCAGGUGCUCGUAGAUUUCGGUGUUCCGCAAGAGAGCAUUAUUCUUGUGGUUUAUGUUUCGUUGGUUGAGAGUAUCAAAACCUUAUCCUUGGUAUUCCCCAAAAUCACUAUUGUCACUGCUUUCGUAGAGCCUAGUGCUGAGCGUUGUUUCUCAAUGCUCGAUAUCGAGGGUGUUUACUUUGGUUGUUAGAGAGAUAUUUCUUGCACUCGUACUGUAGAAGGAAAAAAUAUAUGAUGUACAUAGUUUUAUAAUAGUCAAUGAGACUUGCAUAUGGUCUUCUUUGUUUGCACAUUGGCGAGGAACAUAUAAUAUUAACGUACUUGAGC
This is a messenger RNA of Schizosaccharomyces japonicus yFS275, 1999 nucleotides long. RefSeq names its product uridine kinase/uracil phosphoribosyltransferase. Gene Ontology annotation, biological process: CTP salvage; CMP biosynthetic process; UMP salvage. The transcript has 2 exons. NCBI's taxonomy places the organism in Eukaryota, Fungi, Ascomycota, Schizosaccharomycetes, Schizosaccharomycetales, Schizosaccharomycetaceae. Gene Ontology annotation, molecular function: cytidine kinase activity; ATP binding; kinase activity. Bases 489 to 1862 code for a protein of 457 amino acids. The record is from RefSeq and is a predicted model, not a curated record.